AUGAUCUUGCACAACAGAUUCGCACAGUUAGAAGUCCAUACAAACCCCAUACAUGACGAUAGCGCUCAGGCAUAUCACGCCGGCUUCAUAGAGGGCUACCUGACCGCUGAUCUCAUGGCAAUGCAUUGGAGAAAUCAAAUUGAACUCUAUUGCGAUAAUCAAGAAAAGUAUUGCAGAAAACUGUUUAAAUUCUUGGAUAAGAAUCUGAAUGUAACACAAGAAAGGGCGAGAUCUGAGCGAAAUGUGAGCGCAUAUUGGCAUCAAAUCGGACUCGUUUUGGAGCAAUUGACUGGACUUCAAGACGGCUAUAAUGUCAAACUCUGGGCACACAUACCCGACAGACCCAGAAUGCAAGUCGACUCCCGAGGACUUAUAGCACUCACUAUAAUACCAGAGUUGAAUGAAUUUGAGUUAAUGUUAAACAAGACAAUUAAGUCGAAAGGACGCGACGGUUCCUGUUCUGCAAUUGUAAAGCCAUUGGCCGACGGAAGCGACUUAUAUGUGGCCCACAAUACGUGGGUUUGGUAUAGUAUGAUGUUAAGGGUAUUCAAGAAAUAUGAACUCAAUUACCGCAGAGUCGGUGAGAGUGAUGAGAUAAUACCCGGAAGAAUCUCUGCCUUCUCUUCAUACCCUGGCGCUCUAACAUCUAUAGACGAUUUCUAUAUCCUCUCAUCGGGACUUGUAGUCCAAGAAACCUCGAUAACCAAUAUUAAUACCGAACUGUGGACUAGGAUUCGAGCCGAGAGUAUAGUUCUGGAGUUCAUAAGGAAUUUAGUGGCCAAUCGUUUGGCUGAAUCGGGCAACGAGUGGUCACAGAUAUUCGAGGAAUACAAUAGCGGCACAUAUAAUGACCAGUUUAUGGUCGUUGAUUACAAGCGGUUUAGUGUCGACACUAAACCCCAGGACUUGGGCCCAGACGUGCUCUGGGUUUUGGAGCAAAUGCCGUCUCUCAUCAAGUCUGCAGACCUAACAGAUAUCCUGCGAAGUCAAGGAUACUGGGCCUCUUACAACGUUCCCUUUUUUGAGCAAAUAUUUAAUAUAAGCGGAUAUAAUAGACUCGAAGAGCUUUAUGGAGAUUACUAUUCGUAUAACAAAACGGCGAGAGCUCUCAUCUUCAGGAGAGACCAAUCUAAAGUGAGAGAUUUGACAACAAUUUACAGUCUUAUGAGAUAUAAUGACUACGAAAACGAUUCGCUCAGCCGUUGCGAUUGUAGGCCUCCCUAUACCUCUGAAUACGCCAUCGCCGCCCGCAAUGACCUCAACGACCCCAACGGCACCUACCCUUUCGAGGCGCUCGGGUUCAGGGAUUGGGGCGCUAUUGACGUGAAGAUCACCACAAAAGAAAUGGCGAAAAGCUUUGAAAUGUUAGUCGUUAGCAGUCCUUCCUAUGAAAAGCAUCAGCCGUUCCAGUGGUCGACCACCAAGUUAUCCAAAACCAUCAGACAUGAGGGACAUCCAGACAAGUGGGCGUUCGGUCCCUAUUUCAUCAAAUGGUAUCCGUUUGAGAGUGAGAUCGCUGGGGUCACCAUCGCUGAGUCGCCGGCCCUGUAA
This is a messenger RNA of Oppiella nova, 1551 nucleotides long. The record is from the annotation of a GenBank genome assembly. NCBI's taxonomy places the organism in Eukaryota, Metazoa, Arthropoda, Arachnida, Sarcoptiformes, Oppiidae.